Messenger RNA from Polyodon spathula (Mississippi paddlefish), 879 nucleotides. RefSeq names its product EMG1 N1-specific pseudouridine methyltransferase (gene emg1). NCBI's taxonomy places the organism in Eukaryota, Metazoa, Chordata, Actinopteri, Acipenseriformes, Polyodontidae. Gene Ontology annotation, molecular function: rRNA (pseudouridine) methyltransferase activity; rRNA binding. The record is from RefSeq and is a predicted model, not a curated record. The transcript is spliced from 5 exons. The coding region runs from base 46 to 768 and encodes 240 amino acids. Gene Ontology annotation, cellular component: small-subunit processome; nucleolus. Gene Ontology annotation, biological process: rRNA base methylation.
AAGCAGAAGUCGAUCAAAAGCACGGCGGAAAAAGAGAGUGUAAACAUGGCGGCGCACGGGCAAGGCAAACGUGGGGGCAGCUACAGCGAUGAAUACGAACCAAAACCGGCGAAGCAUCUCCGGACACUUCAUGAUAAGAUGACCGAGAGGAGAUUGGUGGUGGUUUUGGAGGGGGCUACGAUGGAAACUGUCAAGGUUGGAAAGACCUUUGAGUUACUGAACUGCGAUAAACACAGAAACAUGAUUAUUAAGAGUGGCAGAGAACCCGGCACAAUCAGACCUGACAUCACACACCAGUCUCUGCUCAUGCUAAUGGACAGCCCCCUGAACAGAGCUGGGUUGCUGCAGGUCUAUAUUCACACUGAGAGGAACGUGCUGAUUGAGGUGAACCCUCAGACUCGAAUUCCGCGCACCUUCGACAGGUUCUGUGGACUCAUGGUUCAGCUGCUUCACAAGCUCAGUGUGCGUGCCGCAGACGGUCCUCAGAAGCUCUUGCGUGUGAUCAAGAAUCCUGUGUCGGACCACCUGCCCGUGGGCUGCGUGAAGAUCGGGACCUCCUUCAGCGUGGCGGGAGCAGGGCCUGUUGCCCCACGCGACCUCGUCCCCCAAUCAGAACCCGCUGUCCUCGUGGUGGGGGCUUUUGCACACGGAUCGAUAAAUGUUGAUUACACAGAGAAGACUGUGUCCAUCAGCAACUACCCCCUCUCUGCUGCCCUCACCUGUUCAAAACUGUGUACUGCAUUUGAGGAGGUUUGGGGUGUGGUUUAAGAAUGGAGCUUUCUCAUUGGAGGACUGUAGCCAAUUACCUUUCACUUGCUAACUAUUUGUUUUACCUGGAAACAAGAACAUUUUAAGUUUUUUUUUUUUUUUUUUUUAGCU